Molecule: messenger RNA, 834 nt
Organism: Cadophora gregata
Lineage: Eukaryota; Fungi; Ascomycota; Leotiomycetes; Helotiales; Ploettnerulaceae
Exons: 3
Coding region: 1-834 (277 amino acids)
Biological process (GO): nucleotide metabolic process
Molecular function (GO): ATP binding; ATP:ADP adenylyltransferase activity
Source: RefSeq, a predicted model, not a curated record
AUGAUGAACGCAGAGACUCUAGAAACGCGAGCCUUGCGGCAGUUUGAUGCACUUGUCCAACGAGGGGAACUGCUCUGGCAAGCCAACACCCCACUUCUAGUCCAGACAGGCCCGUUCAAGUUCCAAUUCCGCAGCACUCCCAGCUACACAAAGAAACCCAUUCAAAAAGCCGACGACCCAGGCCGCACAUCUGAUCAAAACGUCUUCUCAGACACAGAUCCCGACUUCGUAAUCGAUUUUAUCGGUCCAUCUCACAAACUCAUCCUCAAUAAAUACUCCAUCGUACGGCCGCAGUAUGUCCUUCACACUACAGCCUUCACCCCUCAAUCUGAUCAUCUGAACGCCGUUGACUUCGAUGCUGCUUGGAACGUCGUGAGCCGAUUGGAGAGCAGGAAUAUGGUGAUUUACAACUGCGGCGUUGAGGCUGGAAGCUCGAUUGGACACAAACAUUUGCAAAUUUUGCCUAGACCGGAAAGGAAGGAGUUCGAGAUGUUCCCUGAUGCCUUGGGAAUUGAUAAUGAAAAGAGCGAAGUUCGAGGUCUGCCAUUUCGACACGCAGUGAAGCUAUUGUCAUCCAGUCCGAGUGUUUCAGAGCUUGUGAGUGUGUACGAAAAGCUGAAGAUUCGUUCGAGAGUCAACAAUGCUCACAAUGUCAUUUUGGUGAAAGAGUGGAUGUUAGUGAUCCCGAGAUCUUGUGCGCGACAUGGAAAUCUAGCAGCAAAUGCAGCAUCCAUGGCCGGCCUGGCUUGGGUGAACAAGCUUGAAGAUAUACAAAAUUGGAUAGACCGGGGACCAAUGGAAUUGCUGCGUCAAUUCGGUGUUGCUAAGGGGUAG